AUGAGUUCUACUGUCGGAAGAUUUGUAGACAAUUGUGUAAUAUGCCGAACAUCCAAAGGAAGAUCUGAUGCUAUACAAGCCCAAUUACACCUAGUACAAAAACCAAUGGAUGCUUUUCAAGUUAUUCAUAUGGAUAUAACUGAAAAGCUAGGCAGUCCAGAUAAUCAGCAGUACGUCAUAGUCACCAUUGACGCUUUGUCAAAGUACGUUCUGCUCUACUUCUCCAGCAACAAGAACGCAUUUAGUACAUUAGCUGCUCUAAAACGCACUGUACAUCUAUUCUAUACACCAACUUAA
Messenger RNA from Parnassius mnemosyne (clouded apollo), 297 nucleotides. The record is from the annotation of a GenBank genome assembly. Lineage: Eukaryota; Metazoa; Arthropoda; Insecta; Lepidoptera; Papilionidae.